Molecule: messenger RNA, 1367 nt
Organism: Melospiza georgiana
Lineage: Eukaryota; Metazoa; Chordata; Aves; Passeriformes; Passerellidae
Product: ras-like protein family member 11A-like
Exons: 4
Coding region: 81-833 (250 amino acids)
Molecular function (GO): GTPase activity; GTP binding
Source: RefSeq, a predicted model, not a curated record
AGCCGGGCGAGGACGGGCGCCGCGGAGCCGCGCUCCUGCUUUCCUCCCGCAGCCCGGGCCGAGCAGCCAUCCCUUCUGGCAUGCUCCUCAUCCCUGAGCACACGAUGUCUCAGUACUCCACCAACUUCCUGCUGCUGCCCAUCCCGGAGUACCCUGCGCUGGACUGCGCGCCCAACAAAAUCAUCAAGCUGGUGGUGCUGGGCGGCAGCGGCGUGGGCAAGACAGCCCUGGUCGUGCGCUUCCUCACGAAGAGAUUUAUUGGGGACUACGAAGCCAACACUGGUGCUUUGUAUUCCAGGAAGUUCACCAUAGAUGGGGAGCAGAUCUCUCUGCAGGUGCAGGACACUCCCUUUGUCUCAUUGGAGGAUGACACAGACAGCAUCUGCUGCCAGGAGCAGAUAAACCGCUCCAUCUACUGGGCCGACGGCUUCGUCUUCGCCUUCUCCAUCACGGACUACGAGAGCUUCCGCCUGCUGCGCCCGCUGCACCAGCACAUCCGCAGGAUCCACCCCAACGCCAACAUCCCCCUGCUGCUCAUGGCCAACAAGGGGGACCUGCUGAGGGCCAGGCAGGUGUCCUCCAAGGAGGGGCUGCAGCUGGCCACCGAGCUGGGCGGCACCUACUGCGAGGUGUCGGCGCGGGAGAGCUGCGAGGGCGUGCACGAGGCCUUCCAGCAGCUGUGCCAGGAGCUCAGCAGGAGCAGCUCCAGCUGCAACGGGGAGAAGAGGAGAGGUCUCCACCUGGUCAGGCCCAAGUCGCCCAACAUGCAGGACUUGAAGAGGCGUUUGAAGCAGGCUCUGACUUCCAAAGGCAAAUCUGCCACCACGCUUUGAUGUUCCUGCUCAGGGAUUGUGUUCUGGAGCCCUGGGUAAAAGGGCAACAAGCUGGGGAAAAGGGGCAUCAAUUCAGCCAUCAGGAUGUGGGAGAGACUCUCAGUCCUGUGAGAGACCCUCAGGUCCUGUGAGAGACUCUUUUGUUUGGUCUUCACAUCCUCCUCAAAAAGCCCCUGCUCAUUCAGCAGAGGAACUCGCAGAAUUUGUUCUCUGGAGCAAGGAUUUCCAAACUGUGGUUUAAAAAAAGAAAUCAUCCCAAAUUCAUUCUAUCUUUUUAUUUCUUUUUGGAAAGGGCUGCAGUCAAAUAUCUUGGUGUUAAAAAGUGGGUUUUGUUAAUGAGAAUAAUGAAAUCCUACUUUUAAGAGAUGUGACUUCCCUUGGGGAUGGUUGUGUUCCCAAACACAGGCAGUGAACUACAGCAGGGCAUGAGGAGAGUGACAGGAGCUGUACUGAGCAAGAAAAAUGGACCAGAUCUGCUUCAGUGCAAGACUGGAAAAUAAAUGAAUUAAUUCAUUUAAAUGAAGAGAAUAAAUA